AUAAUAGUGGUGAGUUCGAGAGUCAUAUGUUAGGGGGAGGGUAAGCAAUGAGUAUGUUUGUUUGGGUUGUUGGAAAUUAAAUGUGAUAUUUAUCUUGUGCAGUGUAUAGUGGAGAGAAUUGUGGAGUUGAAUUAAUUGUGUCAUUACGAUUUUUUUUGAAGAUGAAUACACUGGAAAGGUGUAAAAUUUAGUGACUGCUGCAAAGAAGUUAAUUGUCGUGAAUAAUCAUGUAACAGAAGAGGAGAUAACCUUCUUCCUCGGAGUGUAGAACAAGUGACUGCUGCUUCAUCAACUGAUGAAAGACAUAAAGAAGUUGUUCCUGAUGAAACAGUCUGGAUAGAAGCAGUGCCUAAUUCACAAGGUGGGAGUCUUCCUAAUCACAAUAUUUUGAGAGAAUCUCCUGGACCUACUCCACGUGCAAAACGAAAUGGUUACAUCAUGUCAUCAGUGAGAAGAAUAUUGCAGAGGGAAUUAUUUCAGCCAAGUGAUGAACAGCUUGUGGCUGUAGUUCAUGUCAGUAAACCAAUGAAGAAGAAGAAAAUACACCUUUUAUGCAUUACAGUCUCGAAAGAAAAGCCAUUUUCUGUGGCCAUUCACCAGGUUAAAAAGACAGAUAAAAAUGCUUAUAAGAAGAAAAGAACCUGGCUUCUUACAGAAAUGAAGUUGUUUGAUGGGAAAAAUGUGUCUGUUGAUACACAUGAAAUGGACAUCCACUUCGACAAAGUGUACAAGUGGGUCGCAGUGAAUGUACAGGAGAGACAAGAAUUCAUAAUGUCAUUAUAUGAAAAUUAUACAAAAUACUUCCCAAAGCAACCACUGCCCUUUCAGAACAUUCCAAGAGACAACAGUCGAGCUCAAAGCAUUCAAGUUCCAAGUGAAGUUAUAGUUACAUCAGGGGGUUAUGCAGAACCAGUGGAAGCAGAGGACUAUUUAGCACUUACAGAUCGCGAGGAAACUGAUUUGGAAGUGUUAAUAUCCCAGUGCCAAUUUGGAAUCAGUAAUGCUGAAGCAUUUACAGAUAUGUUAGCAAAAGACCUCUCUGUUCUGGAUGGUGAGAAUGUGCACAGUGUAUUAGCAUCAGAAAAACAAGUUGAACAACUUAUGGAACAAAUUGAGGCUGCAAUAACAGAAGCAGAACGUGUUGAAGCUAGAUUAAAUUCGUAUGAUGAGGUCCUUUGCCAUAUAAGAGACACGAUGGAAAAAAUGGAGGAAAAGAAUUUAUUAAUAGAAGUUGCAAACCGUAAUAAUCGCAAACUACUGUCAGAGCUGGAACAAGUGAUUACUCAACUUGAUCUGCCUCAUAAGCACCAGUCAUCUUUGGUGGAUGCUGACUUAACAAGUCCUCAGGGCCUGCAGAAUGCAAUAGCAGCAGGCAAGGCUCUGCUGGCAGCAAUGAAUGCAGAAAUUCAUCCGGCCCUUGUCCGCCUCGCUUCUGUUCAAGAACAGAGGAAGAGGUUUGAAAAAUGGAAAGCAAAAUUUUCACAGACAUUGUCAAGACAUUUCAACAAUCUUUUUAUACACCUGGGCAAUGAUAUUGGUCAAACACUGAGUUUUCAUGCAAAUGAAUUGUUAUUGCCAAAACACAAUUCAGUUCAUCGAGAGCUGGAAGUAUAUACAGAAUUAAUGCACUGGUGCAAAGCCAUGGACCGUAAAGCUUAUUUAGCUUUAAGCAAAGUUUAUACAAAUUCCCUUAGUAAAUUGUAUGAAAGAGAUAUUAAACAAUUUUUUGAAGAGGCAAAACAACAGAUAUCUGGAAUGAGGGAACGAAAAGGUAAGGGCAGUGGAUCGAAUCAAGACAUCACAGGGAAGUUGAAACAGCAAGCUCAAAGUUUUGGGCCAGGGAAAACAUCAGCCCCAGUUGGUCUUCUUGGAAUGGAACGUGACCAGUGGUGUAUAGAGAUAGAUCAGGCUGAACGCCAGCGAUUUGAUGAAGUACUUGAGAAAGUUUUGGCACAGUUGGAACCUGUUUGUCUUGAAGAGCAAAAUUUUUGCGUCAGCUUCUUUCAGUUGGAUGUGUUAAGCCCAUCUACUAAGAACACCCAGACAACUUUGGAUGGUCUUGGACUGGAUACUAAAAAUGACAUGGAUAGUUCUCCUCAGGUCCCUGGUGCUUUGCCCCUGAAAAAGAUGGAAAAACAGAUAAAUGAAGAAGUUCGACGUAUGAUGGGAGACCUGUUUAACUGUCUGGAACCAGAACUUAUGAACUUCAUCUCGUAUUAUGAAAAAAUUGACAGCUUCUACUGUAUGUAUGUAUUGGUACGUCUAAGUCAGCAUGUGAUGUCAGCCCAAGACACCGGAUCCUUUCUUAGUAUGACUUUUGCAUCAGCUUUGGUUCAAGUGAAAAGAAGCUUUGAUCGUUUUAUGAUGGCACAGUUGAAAUCUAUAGAGGAAGCACGUGUGAACCGUAAAAGCAAAUGUGGGAUUUUGCCAUAUGUAGAUAACUUUGAGGAGUUUGCUCAGACUGCAGAAACUAUUUUCAAGAGUACAGACAGACGUAAUGACUUAGACAAAUGGUAUCUGAAAAUAGUAUCGGCUAUGUUUGAAGCUAUUCCACGUAAUGCUGCAGAGCAUCACAAAACGCCACAAGAGGUUGUUAAAAUGGAAAAUUUUCAUCACCUGCAUGCUCUGCUGUCCCAGUUAAAAAUUGCUGUUCUAGAUGGGUUACGAAAAGAAGCAAAACAGAAGUAUAGUGAAGCUCUGAAAGCAUAUGUUACCCAGUAUUUUGGAAGACCUUUGAUAAAAUUAAAUUUAUUUUUUGAUGGAGUUCAAGCUAAAGUUGCUCAGGGUGUUAAAGAAUCGGAGAUAAGUUAUCAGAUGGCUUACAGCAAACAAGAAUUGCGGAAAGUGAUAAAAGAAUACCCAGCACGAGAAGUAAAAAGGGGAAUAGAUAAUCUGUAUCGCAAAGUGGAGAAACAUCUCUGCGAGCAAGAAAAUCUUUUGCAGGUUGUCUGGAGAGCCAUGCAAGAAGAAUUCAUACAGCAGUAUAAGUAUAUAGAAGAACUUAUUCAGCGGUGUUACCCUGGCUCCAUGAUUACACUUGAUUUCACGAUACAGAAUAUUCUUGAAUUUUUUUCAGAAAUAGCUAGGUCACAUUAGUAAAUGUUCCUUCCAAAAAUGAAAAUGUGGAAGCUGUUUGUUUUUAAAAAAAUCACAAAUAGAUAGCUGUACUGUAAGAUCUUGGAAUGACCAAGAUAACACAGGUCUGCAAAAAAAUAUUUUUUUUUAAGUUGGUUGAAAUUUGAUAACUGACUUUUAUGUACUUUUCAAUGCUGAUUUCAAAAAUGCAAUCCAUUUUUUUUUCUAUCAUGUCAAGUUUCCUCACAAAAGAGGAAGUAUUUUUGGGCAUAAUAACAAAAUUUAAGCAAGUUAUCACAUUUUUUCCAACAUUAUAAAAUUUUAUUUUAUUUAUAAAUCAGGUUCUAAACUACGUUUCCAGUACACUUCCAUUUCUCUGGUGGCUGUCUCUGGAUCAUGGAGUCCCGGGUUCGAUUCCCAGAUGGGUUGGGGAUUUUCUCUGCCUGGAGACUGGGUGUUUGUGUUGUUCACAUCAUUUCAUCAUCAUCAUCAUCAACAUUCGUAAGAGGGACUCGAUUCGACUGAGUAAAAAUUGGACUGCGUAAAAAUUGGGACUUUGUAUGGGCGCCGAUAACCGCGCAGUUGAGUGCCCCACAAACCGAUCUCUCUCUCUUUUUUUUUUUGUUUAAAAAUAAUCCAUUUCUCUUUAAGCUCAUAAGUCCUUAUGAUGACACUUUCAGUUUUCUUUUAUUGCUUUUCUGGCUGUGGACUCGUUGAGGAUUAUCUCUUUUUAUCAUCCAGCAGUAGUCCGCUAUCAUGUUGACAUUCCAUCUUCCUUGAUAUCUUCUUUCCAUAUCUUUGAUGUCUUGGUAUAUUUCGCUGUGCUCUUCACUUACAUCACCAAGGUUUGCAGGGAAGUAGUCAUGAUGUGAGUGGAGAAAAUGAUCUUUAAUGCUCAUGUUACAGCCCAGCUUCUUAAAGUUGUCGAGCAUGUCUGCGACGAUUGUCUUGUAGUUUGGAUCUCUUUUGUUUCCUAGGAAACCAGUAACAACUAAUUUAAAAUAUUUCCAUGCUGCCUUUCCUUUUGUUUCCAUUUUGUCCACAAUGUUGGGAUCUGUCAUUAGUUUUCUAAUGUCUGAUCUGACAAAGAUUACUUCUUUGAGCUUUCCCUCGGAUAAACCAGGAAACUGUCCACAAAGACAUUUGAAACACUCCCCUUCUUUUGGCAAUGCCUUAACAAAUUGUUUCAUCAGCCCCAACUAAAUGUGAAGUGGUGGAAGUAACACCUUUUAGGGAUCCACAUGACUUUUCCUCUCAACAUUUUUAACCCCUACCUGUAAGGUUGUGUUUUGUUUGUUCCCCCCCCCCCCCCCCCCCCCCCCCACCCCCCAUUCACAGAGAAAACAAGGGAACUUUGUAUAGCCACUUUGUUCACAAAACAGCAUUGAAAUCACUUUUAAAUCACCACAUAGUGUCCAUUUUUGGUCUGAAUAGCAUAGUUUGUUUAAAACCAGUUCAAGGUUUUCGUAACAUUCUUUUAAGUGAACCAACUGUCCAACUGGUAUAGAAGCAUACUUUUUGCCAUUGUGUAGAAGUACUGUUUUAAGGCUUCUUUUUGAAUAAUCAGUAAUAGGUCUCCACUCAUCAGGAGCAUAUUCUAUUUUGAAACGUGCUGUAAGUCCAGGAACAUCACUGCAAAACAUCAGGUCACCUUCUUAAGAGAAGAAAGAUACAAACUCCUUUUCCCUUGAUCGAUACCAAGAAAAGGAUGUACCUGGAGCCAAAAUAUGUUUAUCUUUCAAUCUAGAUCCUAAAACCUCUGCUGAUUCUUUAGAAAGGCCUAAGUCUCUAACUAAAUCGUUCAGUUCAGAUUGUGAGAAUGGAAUGGAAUCAGUUGUGCCAGGAUUGUAGCAAUCUCUGUCUUCUUCACCAUCACCUUGCUGAGCCAAUGGCUUGUGAUCAUCCAAAGAAUCUGGAGAAGAGGGUAUUGGUACUUCAGGUCCAUGAGGAACAGGGCAAAUGGCUGAUUGAAUGUUAGGGUAAGAAAUAUCCUUUCUGUUUUUCAGACUGAAACCUCGUAUGUUGCAAGAACAAAAAUAGCAGUCAUCACUAUGAUUUUUGAGCUCCCUCCAAACCAUUGGUAUUCCAAAACGUAAGGACUGCUUUUUACGUUGAAGCCGUUGCCCCAGUUCUUGAACACACACUGAACAAAUUUUGUGUGGGGCCCAAGGCUUUAUCUUCAUCACCUAACUUUAUGCCAGAAUAGGUGAAAUGUACUUUUACAACAAAAUUCAGAAAUGUUUCUUUGUUGCUCUUUAAUGGUAUAGUUACCACAAAUGUAGUAGAAGCAAUGUGGCAAGUUUAUACAUCCUUUGGUAGUCAUUGUCCACUGUCCAUAAAACAACUUCACAACACAAGAAAACAGUCACUAUUUUAAAGCACUAGUAACAACAACAUGUGAACAGCACAGAGUGAUGAGGUACUGUGAACUGAAGGACAAUAGCAGAAGCUCACUGCUUGGUGAUUGUGGGGGAAGGGGGCAGCGCGACAGGCAGGCACUGACAUGAAAAUACUGCUGGCCUCUCCUUAUUUUACGUAUAUCUAGUAUAAAAAUGGCUAAUUAACAGUUUAUGAAGAUCUUAAAAACCAAAAUUCAAACUCACUAGACUGCUGAAAAAAAACUAAAACUAGACAAGCAAUUUGUGGAAUAGCUGUAAGUGAUGGAAUUUUUUCAUUAUUUUUCCCAAAAUCAACGUUGAAAACACUAUAAAAAUCAUUUAAUAAAUUUGAAACAAUUUUUAUGUUGCAGACCUGUGUAAUUAUUUCCUUACAAAGAUUUUUUUUAAUAUAAGCAAACCAUAGGUAUCCCUUAAUGGUAAAAAUUAUGUUUAUGUCCAACACUGUGAAUAACUGUGGGUUACUUUCAUUGUAACAGUCAUUGCAUAACACCCACACAUUAUGGUAAUCUUGAUUAGAUUAUUAUCUCUGUAUAUAAAUGUAAUUGUCAUAAAAAGAAUCAAAAGUUGAAAUGUUGUGCUUGUAAGACAUGAAAAUAAAUUUCAUAGUUUAAUAACUUUCUAAA
This is a messenger RNA of Schistocerca gregaria, 6097 nucleotides long. It is a transcript of the gene Sec3, whose product is annotated as exocyst complex component 1. Gene Ontology annotation, biological process: exocytosis; Golgi to plasma membrane transport. Gene Ontology annotation, cellular component: exocyst; plasma membrane. The transcript has 17 exons. Gene Ontology annotation, molecular function: phosphatidylinositol-4,5-bisphosphate binding. Lineage: Eukaryota; Metazoa; Arthropoda; Insecta; Orthoptera; Acrididae. The record is from RefSeq and is a predicted model, not a curated record. The coding region runs from base 439 to 3096 and encodes 885 amino acids.